GUAUACCUUGACCAGUUUAAUUAAUUCUACCAUUCAAUGGAAGCGAAAGUCAAAUCCUUAUUUUACUGGGCCUGUUUUGUUCUUAAUGAUGUUUUAUGUUGAUAGGGUUGUCUUCCGAAUGAGAGUAGUGCCUAGAACUUUUCCAACUAUACUAGGUUGGACUUCGCAGAAGCUUAAGGAAAGAGAAGGAUUGGAGCGGGAAUCAGGUGGUUUUGGCCGUGGUAGCAUGGACCCACAAAUCAAUAAAGAGUUGUUUUCAAAUGAAACCCCGUCUCUUGAAGAUCCUCCUGGGAAAACAUCCCAAUCACAGAACGACGUUUUAGAGGAGGCACGGACUGCUACAAAAGAGUUGGUGCAAAAAAUAUCAAAGUGGGACACCGUCUGUAGAGGCUUGAAUAGUGAGUUCCCAAAUUCAAAUGCCGUCAAGAGAAUGCAACAAACUGCUGCAGAAGUGAUUGUUGCUAUUGGUAAAAGUCCAAGAAUAUCAGGUACUCCAAUUUCGGAAAAAAAUCCGAAACUGCAAUUCGAAGUAGUCCACGAGAGCCCUUUUUUCUUGGCUGAAAUAUCUCGACUUGAAAUGGAAUUUUUCACGGUGAAGCGCAACCUUGAGACCAACAGCCAAGACUUGUCCAUGCCAUCAUUUAGCUUAGGGCUUACACCAGAGGAAAAGGAAAAUCAAAAUGAGGAGAUUCAACAUGAAGAGGUUCAGCAUGAGGAGAUUCAAACAAAGAAUGGAGAUGACACAGCCCAAACAUGCAAUCUCACUGCAUUGGCAGAUGAUGUACAGAGUCACCCCCAAAUUGAGCCUAUCCCAGCUUUUCCAGAGAGUGCAGUUCAAGGGCAACAAGAAGAAACUGUUCUUUUUCAGCCAACCCCACCAUAUACUCACUUUACAAGUCAAGAAAUUGCAUCCGGUCCUAGCCCUGUUCCUGUAUUCAUUAAAAGACGACUUCAGCCCCAAAGGAAGAAAGAAUUUGCAUGCGCCUUAUGUUCUCCUUUUUGGAUAAGAAACAUGGAAGCACUCUCACGGUUGAGCCGUGCCGAAAAGGUUCUCACGGACUACGUAUUCAACAAAUCUCUUUUACUUGGGGAAGUUUUGUACAAAGACAUGUUUUGUGAAAUGAAGCGAAGCAAUUUAAUAUCCUUUUUCGAAGGAGAAUUGGUAGAACAACAGUUUUAUAGCGGCAUUGAUAUGAGUACUGCAGAUUUGGUAUUCUUCUUGGUUGCUGAUGAAACAGACAAGGAUGAUGUUUAUAUAGUUUGUUUUAACAUGAAAAAGGAGAAGAUAACCAUCAUUGAUUCAAUUGAAGAUAAAACUAAGGUGUAUGAUACAUGUGUUGAAUGUUUGAAAAAGGGAAUGUGCCAGUAUUUCAAUGAAAAACAACUUGAGCAAAAAGCAAGUAAAAUUUCCAAAUUUCCUUUUGAAAUAACAAAGAAGGCAUGUUAUGGGAACAUGGAAGGUAAGGGUGUUGGUGUCAUAGCCAUGAGGCAAUUGGAAACUUUCAAGGGGAAUUUGAAUACGUGGAAGAUGGAUUUGAACAAAAAUGAUGUAAAUGGAUUAAGAAUGCUCUGUGUCCGAUAUUGCUACGAAAUGCUCACCUCUGAUCAUAAUCAACUUGCCGUACAAAUAGGGGAUACUGCUCAGAAAGGGGAUCCUGCUCUUGAGGAUGGAUAUUUCCUUGCACAAAUUGUUAAAGCUGCUCGGUUCAUUCAACCUGAGAAGGGCAUUGGUACAGCUGUAGAUGGAGCAGAUUCUAAGGCCAAAUGCUUGAUGGAUGCAAAUAGAAAUGUUGAUUUCCAGUGUCAUCUCAAUUCUGGUUUGGGGCUGGGUAUGGUUGCUGGGGACGAAACAAGAACAUAUGCACAUCAGGAGAUUUAUUUAGAGCUUAGAGAUAAAGCUGCACAGAAUGCAGAUCUCAAGGAGGUUUCAAGCUGCACAGAAUGUAGAUCAAGCUGCACAAUACAUGGAGCUUUCAAGGAGGUUUCAAGGAGGAAUACUGAUUUGAUUACAACGGAUGCCUCAGAGUUGAGCUCAGAUACUGCUCCUCCUAAUGGUUUGGGACUGGGUUAUGUGACUGUCAAGGAUGAUACAACUAACAAUACACAGCAGCCUCAGGGUCAAGCUGAGCAGUUCAUGGAACCUGGUUUGGGGACUUCAGCUACAAUACAGGUUGCUGCAAACUCGAGUUCUGCUACUGCUUCUCCUAAGGUAGAUCCUCCUUUGAGUUCAGCCACUGCUUCAUCUCCUGUGCAGGUAAAGAAUCAGCCCAGGCCCAAUCAUGUUUCAAUGAGGAAUUCUGGUAAGGGUACUACUGAAGAUUGCAGCGGCACCUCUGCCAACUCUGGAGAAAAUAAAGCUACUAGCCAACUUCUACUGGAGGAAGUUCCUCCAACUUUUAUUAAACUGAAUGGGGAAUUAAAGAUCAGCAGGACAAGCCCAAUGCUAUCGCAAUAUAAUGCAGUCCCAAAAUCUUCAAGCCCUUCUAAUGCUCUUGGUAAACUACCUGAUAGCUCUAGCAUUCGUAAGGAACUCAGUUUAAUAGAUUUCCCUCUUAUGGAUACUUGCAAAGAAGAUUCGAACGGUGCGGCUGAGUUUUGUGAAAAACACAGUGAUAAGAACAUUAGAGUAGAAAACCAAGAUCAAGAAGAGGCUCAUGAAGACUUUGGGGAUUUUUUGGAAGAGCAACUCACAGUCCAAGGGCGUAAAGUAGGGGACACUUCUAUUCUCGUGAACUCUGCUAAUGCAGUGCAAGAUUUACCUCAGGCAGAUGCAGCUGCUGAUACCGCGAAAGAUAUAAGUCCUUUGAGGGCUUUCUCCCCCCGGUUGGCAGAGGGAUUAAACAAUUCAGUGAACAAUGAAGACAAGGAAUCUCCUCUGCAGAAUGAAGGGUAUCCAAAUGCCAUCAAUAUGCUAUAUUGUGCGGUCAACCCUGAUGACUACCGAAAGAUCUCCUGUUGCACAACCUCCAAGGAGAUGUGGGACAAGCUUGAAGUGACGUACGAAGGUACCGAUCAAGUUCGCGAAGCCAAGAUCGACUUUCUCACCCAAGAGUACGAAAUGUUCCGAAUGAAAGUAGGUGAGAAAAUUGAUGACAUGUUCGACCGGUUCUCAAAGAUCAUCAACGACCUUCAUGCUCUCAAAAAGACUUACACCAACAAGGAUCUCGUGAGGAAAAUCCUGCGCAGUCUCACACCCGAAUGGAGGUCAAAAGCCGAUGCAAUCUAUGAAUCCAUUGGAGUCUCCAACGUUACCAUCGACGGGCUAAGAGGUAAUCUUAAAACCUAUGAAUCUACUAUUCUAACCCCGUCUUUGGAUGAACAAAAGAAAAAGGGGAUAGCUCUCAAAGCCACCAAGGAACCGGUGGAAGAGGUUUCAAGCGAUGACGACAAUGAAUUUGGGCUCGUCAUCAAGAAGUUCCACAAGUUCAUGAAGAAGGAAUUUGAGCGGAAGGGAAGGAAGCACGACGGUCCUCCCAAGUGCUAUGGCUGUGGCGAAAUUGGCCACAUCAAGCCAAGGUGUCCAAAAGCCAAACAAAGCAAGGACAAGCCCGGCUUCAAGAAGCAAAGGGCUUACAUCUCUUGGUGUGGCGAUUCCGCCGACGAAUCAACCAACCAAGAGGAGGACGAAGCUGCAAAUCUGUGCCUCAUGGAGCACGAAGAUCAAAACGACGACGUCCAAGAGGAUAGAGAGGUGGCAAACCGGAGGUGGCAGUGGGGCGUCGAGGGGCGGCGUGGGGUGCCGAGGCACCGACGGCGGUGGAGAGAGGUCAGGGAUGGCCUGCGAGAGGCGUUGACGAGAGGUGGCGCGGAUGGAGGCUACGCUGCAAGAGGCGCUGACGGCGAAGGGGUCCGGUUAGGCUCAGUUGGUGGCGCGGUUGAGGGCGACGAGAGGGGAUCUAGCGGCGAGAGGCGCGGUUGAGGGCGGCGAGUGGCGCUGCCGGAUAGGGUUUCGUUUUUGGAGUGAGUCUGCGUUACUGACCGAUGAAAGGAGAAUAAGUGUGGAAGUAAUAAUACUCUGCGACAGACAGAAUUUCCAUCGCAGGCCUAUAGCUGUUCCGCGAGAGCGAAAUGAAUUUUAAAAUUGUUU
This is a messenger RNA of Cuscuta campestris, 4087 nucleotides long. The record is from the annotation of a GenBank genome assembly. NCBI's taxonomy places the organism in Eukaryota, Viridiplantae, Streptophyta, Magnoliopsida, Solanales, Convolvulaceae.